This is a messenger RNA of Alternaria hordeiaustralica, 1593 nucleotides long. RefSeq lists its product as uncharacterized. Bases 1 to 1593 code for a protein of 530 amino acids. NCBI's taxonomy places the organism in Eukaryota, Fungi, Ascomycota, Dothideomycetes, Pleosporales, Pleosporaceae. Gene Ontology annotation, molecular function: transmembrane transporter activity. Gene Ontology annotation, biological process: transmembrane transport. The transcript has 6 exons. Gene Ontology annotation, cellular component: membrane. The record is from RefSeq and is a predicted model, not a curated record.
AUGGAGCUGGGUAACAGAACGAAAGCAGAAGCGGUCAGUUCCGCCAUCGAAGACGCCGAUCAUGAUGGCUACACUCGAGAUGAGAGAGAUCUCAUUCGUCUGGGUAAGAAGCCGCAACUGAAGCGAACCUUCGGGUUCAUGCAAAUCUUGGGGUUUUCCUGUACCGUCCUGGUGACUUGGGAAGGUAUCCUGUCGGUUUCUACCCCAAGUCUCCUAAACGGUGGUCCUGCCGGCGUAUUCUGGGGGUAUCUUCUUAUCUGGAUCGGUUCAAUCUCCAUCUACACCGUCCUGUCUGAGUUGUCUUCGAUGGCACCUACCGCAGGUGGCCAGUACCAUUGGGUCGCAAUGUUGGCUCCACCGUCAUCCAGAAAGUUUCUCAGCUAUAUCACGGGAUGGGUGACGUUGAUAGGCUGGCAAGCAACCACUGCUUCUUCAGCGUACCUAGCUGGAACAAUACUACAGAGCGUGAUUCUAAUCCUCCACGACGACUACUCCCCCAAACCGUACCAAGCCAUGCUGCUCGGUUGGGCAGUGACCGCGUUUGCCGUUGUCAUCAAUACUAUCGGAAGCAAGACCCUCGCGCAUUUCGAAGGCGUGAUAUUGAUAUUGCAUAUUCUGGGGUUCUUUGCGAUCCUGAUUCCUCUCGUAUAUCUGGCUCCUCACAAUGACGCAUCAAUCUUCGUCACAUUUGUCAACACGGGUGGUUGGUCAACCCAGGGCUUGUCCUUCAUGGUAGGGCUACCAUCGUCAAUAUUCGCGCUAGUCGGUGUCGACUCAUGUGUUCAUAUGGCCGAAGAAGUAAAGAACGCAUCCAAGGUAGUGCCGCGAGCCAUCCAGAUUAGCGUGUUCCUCAACGGCGCACUUGGACUUGCUAUGAUGGUCGCAUACCUCUUCUGCCUGGGGGACCUGAAUGAUGUUUUGGAGAACUCAGUCACUCUUGGAUACGCUUACCUCUAUGUCUUCUUGAAAGGCACAGGAUCUCCGGGUGGGGCUAUGGCCAUGGCAUUGAUCAUGUGGUUUCUUGGUGUCUGCUGCCUGGUAGGUCUCAUGGCCGCAACCUCGCGGCAGAUGUGGUCCUUUGCAAGAGACAGAGCUGUGCCGUUCUCAGCGCAGGUCACUAAGCUCAAUCCUGCAACUUUGAUCCCGGUCAACACGAUCCUUAUCACAGCUGCCGUCAGCGUGCUCCUGUCGUUCAUCGCGCUCGGCUCCUUCGUCGCUUUCAGCAACAUCGUCAACCUCAGUAUCGGGGGCCUCUACGCUUCAUACUUCAUCGUAUGCGUCCUUCUCCUUUGGCGGCGUCUCAAGGGCAUCAGCCCGUACAACUCGCGUGCCGCAAUGGUCGGACCGGAGACAUUGCAAUGGGGUCCAUGGAGAGUUCCCGGCGUGCUGGGCGUGGCCAACAACAUCUUUGCCUGCAUUUACCUGUUCGUGAUGUGGUUCUUCUCCUUCUGGCCGGGUUCCGUUGAGGUCAAUGCACAGUCGAUGAACUUCAGUUCAGUUACGUUCGGAGGAACCGUACUCUUUGCCGUCAUUUGGUAUUUCGUAAGAGGCAGAAAGACAUAUGCCGGGCCCAUCGUCGAGGUAGUCUUGUAG